GGGAGGGGGGGUUAGGUGGGCGGUCCACUAACCCGAAGAGCCCGUUAUAUCUGUGAGCGGCUCUUUCAGCGUCUUUACGGGAACACGGUGUAACCAUUCUGCUUUGAGACACUGACCCACCCCCCCGUCCGCCAGUGUGCCUCGGAAAGCUGCUUUCCAAAGAGCUCCGUGUGAUCGUGGAAACAUUCCCUGCACCACACCGCCGGACAGGACGCGCACAAGACUGCAGAUUGCACAAGCGUCUCGCUUGGCCGUCGUUGUGGAGUACAGAGUGUGUUUCCCUCCUGAGACGUGUGUAGUUCUUGGAUCAUGUGACAGUGGACUGCCCGGUGACAGAGUUCCUCUUCCAGCAGAGAGAGAGAGAGAGAAAGAGAGAGAGAGAGAGAGAGAGAGGAGGCAGGCAGGCAGGCAGGGUUCACCCACUCCGUGCUGCUUCGUACCCGAGCUCGGAGAGGCGGACACUGAGCGAUGGGCGUCGGCAAGAACACCAAGUCUGCGGAGGCAGGGGGCGGGGCCGACGGGAAGUACGACGACGAAUCGAAACAGUCGGAGUCAUUCUAUCCUGUGGUUGUCAAUGGAGGAGCCCAGUCUAACGGGGACCAAGACACUGAAGACACUGAGCUCAUGGCAAUCUACUCUAAAGAGAAGGGCCCAACAGAGAAGGUAAUCGCAGGUCAGCAAUGGACCGGGUUUAUUAUUCACCACUCCUGGGGAGGAACGGCUUCGUUUAUCUUUCUGAGAUCUGUGCAGAUCUGAAAAGAAGCCUGUUUAAAUUUUCUUUCCACUGUUAGAAAAAUAAAGAAAUACUUAAGAGCUGUUUCGAUAAGCAACCCUUCUGGGCAUCCCCAUGCGGGGUUGUGGUCAUGUUGUUCUUUGUAAUAACUGCAGGCAAAUGUCGCAUUGCUGGUUUGGGGGUUGUGGUGGGGAAUGUGCAAAGCACUGGGGCAAGGCUGGACUCGCCAAACUCCCUUCACUUUUCAUAGCCGUGAGCUAGGCCCUUAUUUCUGGAAUCUCUUCGUCACGGUGACUGAGCAGUGUGUGCUGUCACCGGAGCUCUGUCGCAUGGUCUGGCUUUGUGACAUCACAGCAGGGCUGACAGGUGAUGCUGUCAUUAGGGUGUGGUAUUUUACACAGUAGUGCAACCCUCAGCAUGGGAGACUAAACAGUGUGGGAUAGGGGGGUGAUAGAGGGUGAGCGAGGCACACAUACAGUUUCAAAAUAAACACACGCUCACUACAAAAAUAUUUCUUUCUAUAUUUCCCCCUGGCUGUAAUUUUUGGUA
Molecule: messenger RNA, 1282 nt
Organism: Polyodon spathula (Mississippi paddlefish)
Lineage: Eukaryota; Metazoa; Chordata; Actinopteri; Acipenseriformes; Polyodontidae
Product: solute carrier family 23 member 2-like
Exons: 3
Coding region: 469-756 (95 amino acids)
Source: RefSeq, a predicted model, not a curated record